Leptidea sinapis is the source of this 1846-nucleotide messenger RNA. Its product is annotated as putative nuclease HARBI1. NCBI's taxonomy places the organism in Eukaryota, Metazoa, Arthropoda, Insecta, Lepidoptera, Pieridae. The record is from RefSeq and is a predicted model, not a curated record. The transcript has 3 exons. The coding region runs from base 735 to 1742 and encodes 335 amino acids.
CCUCGAGCCCCGCAUAGGGGUGCAUUUUUCUUUCAUUCUUUCGCGCCGCCAAUGCAGCUAUUUUUGACUUCUGAAGUAAUGUACCUACUAUUGAUUGUUACAGGAAUAAUACGAAAAAAUGCCUCGAAAAUAUGUUCGAAUAUCGGAUAGAAGUAGAUAUGAUAAUGAAAAAUUAAGUGACGCUGUCAAGGCAGUAAAAAAUGGAACAAUAUCUGCUUACGCUGCAUCAAAACUUUAUGGUAUGCCAAGAACAACAAUUGUGAACCGUGUAUAUGAACGCAAAGGCUUAAAAUCCAAUACUUUAGGCAGGUGUACUGCAUUGCCCACAGAUGUCGAAGAAACGCUUGCGGAAAAUCUCCACAUAAUGGAAAAAUCAGGGUUUGGAUUAACUCGCAAAGAAGUGAUUGAAUUGGUUGAUCGAUAUGUGAUUGAGAAUAAGAUCAAAUGACUAUAAAAAAAAAACAUUUGAUAUCUACAGCUAUUUAUGGUUGUUAUUCUAAAGCCGGCUGUACACAUGGGGCCAAGGUGUUGGGCCAAUGUGUUGGGCAAAAAUGAUGGAAACCAAGAUUCCUAUUCACACAUUGGCUUACUGAUUAUUCUGCAUUGGCGCUUCAAAGAUGGACGUAGAAGUUCUUACAGCCGCGGCAAUUUAUUUAUACAGUGCGUUUAAUUAUUACGUACAUGUGCACCAAAGUAGAGUGAUUAAAAAGAAAUGGCGCAAAAGAAGGUGGUGAAUGGUGACUAUUCAUCGGAAUAGAACGAGAGAGACUAUGAAUCAACAGCUUGCCGAGCUUCUUGCAGAACCAUCUGGGGAGUUCGAUAAUUUCGUUCGAAUGUCAUGCACUGAUUUUGAAUACCUGCUACAAAAAAUUUCUCCGAUGGUUUCUCAGCAAGAUACUACUUGGAGGGAAGCUGUACCAACAAAAAUACGACUUGCAUUGACAUUGAGAUUUUUAGCUACUGGAGAUGACUACAGAAGCUUAAACUACCUAUUUAAAAUAUCAAGUUCACUUAUCUCACGCAUAAUAAUCGAAGUCUGUUUGGCACUCAAUUAUGUUUUGCAAGAUAUGAUUAAAAUGCCUGAAUCUGCGAGCGAAUGGAUGUCCGUUUCAGAAGGAUUCAGCUUCCCGCAUUGUUUGGGCGCUAUAGAUGGGAAGCAUAUCAAUAUACAAUCACCUUUGCACUCGCGAACUGAAUACUUUAACUAUAAAGGCCACUUUAACAUUGUUUUACUAGCACUAGUAGAUAGUAAUUAUUGUUUUUUGUUUGCCGAUGUAGGUUCUCAAGGACGGAUUAGUGAUGGAGGUGUUUUCAAUCAAAUUAUCUUAUAUCAAAAACUAUCGUCGAACAAUAUGAACUUACCCCGUCCUAUUCCACUUCCUAAUAGUGACAUACGUCAUAACCUAAGUGUCAUGCCUUACGUAUUUUUAGGCGAUGGUGCAUUUGCUCUCAGUACCCAUUUAAUGAAACCGUUUCCCGGUCAUCACGCAGACAGAGUAUUCAAUCAAGAAUUAUCCCGUUCUCGAGUAAAAGUAGAAAAUACUUUCGGAAUACUAACCGCCAGGUUCAGGAUCUUUAAAAAAAAUAUACCCUUGGAACCUACCAAAACUUCUAUUGUUACAAUGACAUGUCUAUAUCUACAUAAUUUUUUGAGAAAAAGUACUUCUUCACAGAAUAUUUAUUCACCUCCUGGUUCAUUCGAUAUUUAUCAAAAUGAAGAUCUAGUGCGGCCAGGUUCAUGAAGAAAUAAUGGAGAUAGUUCGUUUUUACCAUUAUUAAGUGUACCGCGUAGACCGCCGCAUACUGCGACACAAAUAAGACUGGAUUUUAUGAAUUACUUUUUUAG